CCUUGGACUUACUUGCCAUGCCCAAGUCUUCGAGUAACGCUGCCGCUUCUUCUUCGCUUUGCUUCUGCCAUCUCUCUCGCCCGGCUUUGCAACUCCGUUUGCUUCGAAGCUUGCCUCAGCUCGUCGUGUGGAUUUCUCUCGAGUAGUUCCGAGAGCGUCAGUUCCUUCUAUAGCGGUAGAACCAGAUGUUCUUUUGGCAACAGCACGCGAAACAAUCGGGGCGUGUCUGAGGGCAGUUAACGGCGGAUAGGGAUGCAAAGGAAUAUGUUGCAGAAUGUGGGAGGGAGAUUUGGCGGCGAUUUAGGGUGGUGCUCGUGGCUGUGUGUUUGUUGUACUUGUCUUUGGCAUAGCUUGGCAUGGUAAACAGCGUCGAUGGACGCUCAAAUUUGGUGCGGAAGAGCAGCGAGGGUUUGAAAGGAAGUGAAUCUUGGGGCUGGAUUCGGAUCACCUAUUAUGGUGCAGCGUCGGAGCUAUAGCAUACGCUCAAUGCUGUGAAAUUUGUUGCUGGUUGUAGUUAUAAGGUUGAGACAGUGGUGCGCGCAUAUUUGUGAACAAAAGCGUGGAUACUGCUCUAGCUUUUGGAUUUCGCUUACACCAGUGCAGAUACCAGAGGCGUGUGUGCGUGUGGCACGCCUAAAUAUGUCACAUCGAAGGUUCUAAAGGCUUGAUGCCGAUGCAGAUCUCUGGAAAGGACAGCACCGCGUACGGGCACCGAAUCCCUUAUUCUUUUCUCACAAGUUGAUUUUGCGGGCCAUCGGAGCUUGAAGCAGGAGCAUAUUGUGUUGGAAGAUUGGAAAACCCUAGAGGGUUGCAGUUUGAUGAGCGGAGAACGAGGGUGACCCACUUUUGAAAAUGUUUCUGCAGAAAUUCGUCGGGGUUAUUUACUCCCGGACAUGAUGGUUCGUUGUGGGAGAUCGUGAUCGAGUUUUGGUUGUCGUGGUUGGGGAGUUUGUGAUUGCGCGUGAAGUGUGAAGGUAGCGGUGCGGAGAGGAUAGUAGGGUGGAGGUGCUUGCAAUGAGGCAUGGAUGGUGGCCAACGGGUGUUUGACGGCGCGUGGUCUGCGUGGAUGGCUGAGGGUGUGGGUGAUUCUGGUGAAGAGAGCGUUGGAGGGAAUCUGGUGUGAGGUGAGGUGGUCGGGAGGGCGGUUGCGGAGGUGGAGCAUGUCGGGGCAGAGGGGGGGUGGGUCGUCAAUGAUGCCGCUGAAGAGCCUGAUACGGGAGUUUCAGGAGAUGAAGGGCGGGAUAGGGAACAUAUCGCGGCGGAGUUUCGAGCUGAAGUUUCCGCACCACCACAAGGGGAGGUCGAGUGGGAUGGUGCUGGACGAGUCGCAGCUGCGGGCGGAGCCAGUGGUGGAGCAGAGCUGCUGGGCGAACAUGCCGCCGGAGCUGCUGCGGGAUGUGAUACAGAGAGUGGAGGCGAGCGAGAACGCGUGGCCGAGCCGGAAGCACGUGGUGGCGUGCGCAGCGGUGUGCAGCUCGUGGAGGGAGAUAACGAAGGAGCUGGUGCGGACGCCGGAACAGUCAGGGCGGUUGACAUUUCCGAUCGCGUUGAAGCAGCCCGGGCCUCGAGAAAACACUGUACAAUGCUUCAUAAAGCGGGACAGGACUACUUCCACGUACCAGCUUUUUCUUGGUCUUCCUCCCUCUCUUGUGGAAAAUGGAAAAUUUCUACUAGCGGCUCGAAAGUUUCGAAGGGCUACCAGUACUGAUUAUAUAAUUUCACUCAAUCAAGAAAAUAUGUCUAGAGGAAGUAACACAUAUGUUGGGAAACUCAGAUCGAAUUUCCUGGGCACGAAAUUCACAAUCUACGACAGUCAGCCUCCCCACAGUGGUGUGGUAGCGUCCAACCGUGGCACUCGGCGUAUGGGAUCGAAGCAGCUGACAUCACGCGUACAUUGUGGGAGCUACAACGUAGCGCACAUAGCCUACGAGUUGAAUGUGCUGGGCACGCGAGGCCCGAGACGGAUGCAGUGUACGAUGCACUCAAUACCAGCGUCGGCGAUGGCGUCCGGAGGCAGCGCCCCGACACCAACAGAGUUCACGUCAUGCGGGUUGGAGGAGGCGCACGUUCCGUACUCGAGCAUACUUCUGUCUCCGCGGUCGAAAGCGGCGGUGGUGGACAGCAGCGCGUUGGAAAGCAGCGAGCUGGUAUCGGGAGUGCUGUGCAAGGAGGAGCCGUUGGUGUUGAAGAACAAGGCACCGCGAUGGCACGAGCAGCUGCAGUGCUGGUGCUUGAACUUUCGGGGAAGGGUGACGGUGGCGUCUGUGAAGAACUUCCAGCUGGUGGCUGCGACGACAUCGUCGACGACGACGAGUACGACGGCGGGUGAGGCGGCAGCAGCAACGGGAGGUGGAGGUGGAGCAGGUGCAGCGACACCAGCACCGACGAGUUCGGGAUCGGACCACGACAAGGUGCUGCUGCAGUUCGGGAAGAUCGGGAAGGACAUGUUUACGAUGGAUUACCGGUACCCUUUGAGCGCUUUUCAGGCGUUUGCAAUCUGUCUGAGCAGCUUUGAUACGAAGUUGGCUUGUGAAUAGGGUUUUGUGGGGUGAGAGGGAAGGGUGAUGCUAUCAGUCUUUCCUUGAUGCUUAGCUCAUUUUUUCUGAAAGAUUGUGUAGUUGCCACAUGUGUCAUUUGGUAGGUUUUCUUAUUCUUGGAACACCAUUUUGUUAGCCUCCAUUUUGCUAUUUUUCAGCUGGCAGGUUUUGACACGACGAUGGUUCCUUAAAAAAGGAUGUUUGGCAUCGUAGGACGCAGUCUGUGACUGCUUAGCUCUGAUCAUGGAGUCAAUCUUUACUGGCUCAUUCAGUAGCGUCUUGAAAUUUAGCGUUUUAGUCCUAAUUCCACUCCUGGUUAGUUAAGGGUCAUGUACCUUUUAGGUAGGUCUUCCAGGUAAACAGCUUGUCGCUUUCAGCUGUCUGAACUGUAAAUAUGUCAAAAUUCUUGUGUUAAGUUUCUUGAAAUUAUCCUCUUUUAGUUCA
This is a messenger RNA of Physcomitrium patens, 2981 nucleotides long. Its product is annotated as tubby-like F-box protein 6. The record is from RefSeq and is a predicted model, not a curated record. NCBI's taxonomy places the organism in Eukaryota, Viridiplantae, Streptophyta, Bryopsida, Funariales, Funariaceae. Gene Ontology annotation, molecular function: protein binding.